AUGCUGCGGCACAGCCUGUGUCGAUAUCGCCGCAUCAGCUACGUGACGGAUGUGGAGGGCGACUUUGCGUACUUUCAGCGCUUUGUCGCCAUCUCACGAGUGCUUCAGUGGGAGUCGACAAAGCCUGCGGUCUCCUCCGACCCUCCCCGUUCCAGCGCGGGUAACAGCAACGACAGGGGAGUCGCGAAUGCCCGGUGGGCACCGCUGUCCUCUGCCGUGCUUCCGGCUCCUUCGAAGGCGUUUCCAGCAAGCAACCCUGCUGCCAACAUGCAAACACUAGAUGCCACCACCACCGCAACUGCCGUUGAUGCCGUUGAUGCCUACGAGCCGGGGUAUUGUCAUCUUGUGGACCUCUCUCGCUAUCGGCUUGGCUUCCAGGACGCAAGCUCGCACUUUGUCUUCGGUGGCGACGCCUUCGACCAUGGCAGCGACAUCACAUUCGGCGAGGUGCUGCUCGACUUCAAACGCCGCUUCCCAUCUCGUGUGCACCUGCUGCUCGGAAACCGAGACGUGAACAAGAUGGCCAUGUACCCGCGCAUGGCACGCGAGGUCGAGGGGAUGACUCCCGACGCAGCAGAGGACAACGUCUUCACGCUAACACCACCGUCGAAAGAGACCAUCGCGGCGGCAGCGGUGUCGCUGACCGAACCUGUGCGGUACCGCGACUUCCUACUCAGGCAGCAGCGGCAAGAAGCACAGCAGCAGGGCGGCUCAGGGCACGCCGCUUCGAGCUCGUGUGGCGGCGGUGCUUGUGUCAGCAGCAGCAAUACGCUGUGCACAGACGCUAUUUCGUUCUUGCAGUGGGCAUUGCAGUACAAGCUUGGAGGCCCGAACACCUUUGCCCAUCGACGGCAGGAGCUGCGCGAGUUGGCGGCAAUGGCGGCCGACGGGUGUGGGGCGGUGACGGUGGCACCUCCCGCAACUGAUGCGGAGGCUAUUCGGUACAGCAGUGCUAACGCCGAGGAUGCCGUGGUCGCCGCCUCCUUCUUCGCCGCCGCGCAGCCCGGCGGGGUCUACUACGAGUACAUCCGCGCCGGUGUCCUCAGCGUCGUGCUGGACGGCGUUCUUUUUGUCCACGGAGGUGUGAACAGCCGCAACGCCGGCUUUGUGCCCAGCCUGGAGGCGACCUCCUACGCGGAGCAGCGGACCGCUGGGCAGUGGUUGCUGCCAGGGAUCCCUGCGCAGGAGGCGGCCUCGGCCCCGGAGGCGUCCUCGGCCACCUCAGCGCUGGACUGGCUUGCUGCCUUGGAGCGAUUCAAAGCGGCCGCCUUCUCCGAUUGGUCGAACGGCACUUCCCUGUGCGGCGAGGCGCUGCGGGCGUACGUCUACCCGCGCUUCGUCGCCCCACACUCGAUUGCAGUGGGUACAGUGAUGAACGUAGACGGCCCCCAUCACGUACCGCUCACAGUGGCCGCCUACCUUCUCCAGUCCGGCAUCCACACCGUGUGCUCUGGGCACCAGCCGGUGGGCGACACCCCAGCCAUCGUCCGUCAGCCCGGCGGCUUCACGAUCAUCGACGCGGACAAUUCCUACUGCGGCCGCGGCAACGAAUUCUGCACGCAAUUCAACCGCCGCGGCGCGGCUGUGAUGGAGCUCGUGUUUGAGCACCCGGACGACCACGGCGGCGGCGAUGACGUGGCAUCGCACAGCGCAGCUGCUGCCUCGCCCUCGCUGACCGUCCACGGCUGCCGUGCUGACAGUACGCCGUUCGAGUUCGAUAUCUACAGCGACUGGCGCGUGGGUCGUUACGUGGGUGAUGGUUGGUGGGUGCGGUUGCCCCCAGAGGCCACCGCCGCCGCGUCAUCGUCGUCUGACAGCGGCAGCGAGGCAGCACACGCGGGACUCUACGAGCUGCGGCGCACUCGGGACGGAUUCCGACACGAGGAGACGCGGUGGGCCACUGCAGCGGAGCUCGACACCUGGUUGUGGCAGGCCGCGGCAAGCAGGCAGGCGACCGUGCCGGGCGAAUUGGCUCAGCGGUACACAGCGGAGGAACUCGCCGAGGUGCGUGUUCACCGCCUCAAGACGAAGGUGAAGCCCACGUGA
This is a messenger RNA of Leishmania braziliensis MHOM/BR/75/M2904, 2046 nucleotides long. RefSeq lists its product as hypothetical. The transcript has a single exon. Lineage: Eukaryota; Euglenozoa; Kinetoplastea; Trypanosomatida; Trypanosomatidae. The record is from RefSeq and is a predicted model, not a curated record. The coding region runs from base 1 to 2046 and encodes 681 amino acids.